Messenger RNA from Colossoma macropomum (tambaqui), 4461 nucleotides. It is a transcript of the gene alk, whose product is annotated as ALK receptor tyrosine kinase. Gene Ontology annotation, biological process: protein phosphorylation; cell surface receptor protein tyrosine kinase signaling pathway; positive regulation of kinase activity. Gene Ontology annotation, cellular component: signaling receptor complex; membrane. NCBI's taxonomy places the organism in Eukaryota, Metazoa, Chordata, Actinopteri, Characiformes, Serrasalmidae. The record is from RefSeq and is a predicted model, not a curated record. The transcript has 28 exons. Gene Ontology annotation, molecular function: protein binding; transmembrane receptor protein tyrosine kinase activity; ATP binding. The coding region runs from base 52 to 4461 and encodes 1469 amino acids.
UACUGGAACUUCACCUGGACAGCAGAGGACGAAAUCGGCUUCCCCAAGGAGAUGGCGGCAAGUGCAGGUUUGGAAUGUUCUACAAAGGGGAAGUCAUGCAACCUCGGCUCUGAUGGAUACCAUCCAGAGUUCGCAUGGAGUAUAACAUCCGCAGAGGACUCCUGGGCGGAGGAUCAUGGAGGCAUGGAGACCACAGGAGGAAAUUCUCAAGGCUGGGAAGAAGGGCGCUUUCUGUCAGUGAACGGCUCGGCUCUGGAAGGGCCGUGGGUUCUGAGUCCGUGGCUGCGUGCGCUCUAUUGGCCCUGUGAAUUGGAUGUGACAGUGUUUCUGCACCCCAGGCAGAAAGGGCGCUACACAGUGUGGCUCAUCGAGAGAGAUAAACCUCCGCUGGCUCUGCUCACUACCGAACCUCCCCACAUCACAGGCUGGGCGGUGGUGCACCUCAGCCUGGGCUCACGGGCCAGACCUUUCAGGAUCUCGUCAAGUUAUGACCAGCCUGGAGAGCAGGAGACCGCCACCUACGACCCCCUCUUCAUCACUAACUGCACCAUGGAGACCUCUCGAAAUGUCACCCUGGAGGGCCGCUACCACUGCAGAGAGGGUCAGGAUAUCAGCCUGGGCCAGCUGUGUGACUUCACUCCAGAUUGUCCGCAGGGGGAUGACGAGGGCGAGGCGUGCCGUCAGUUCCUCAAUGGCAGCUACUGCUCUUUUGAAGACGGCGAUUGUGGAUGGCAGCUGGUGUCAAGCAGAAGUCCCUACAAGGUGGUCCACCCCUCCCUUCCGAAAGGGCUCAGGAGCAGCUGUCCAUCGUCAGGGGCUGUUUUGGCUGUAGAAAGUCAAUCCAAAGGUCAACGGGGGUCAGUAGUUGUGCGGAGUCCACUCUUCCUCUACCCUCUGCGGAACGCCCCGUGCAUGGUACAGUUCCAGGUGUGUGGGAAUCCAAGAGGUGCUCUGUCUCUUUGGAUUGUGGAGAACAGCACAGGACCUGAGGGCCAAAGAAGUCUAUGGAACUCUACCAGCGAAGCCAAGAUAGACAAAGGCUGGAGAUUCGUCACUUUCCCACUGUUUGGAUUGGUCGACUCGUUCUACCUGCAGUUCAUUGCAGACAUUUCUCCUGACUCUGAUGUGGCUUUUGCUGUGGAUAAUUUCACUCUUAGCAUGAACUGCUUCCUUGCAACAAAUGGAGAAUUCCCUCCAGUGUUUCCCACAAGCGCUUCAGAAGGGAAGCUCAGACCCACCGGUCCAAUCAAGACCACCAUAUCAGUGGAUGGAGGCUCUGGAGCACUGUCCCUACUGCCCACGCCAUCAAACCCUAUGAAGUGGUUUUUCCAUACCUGUGGGGCCAUUGGAGCAGAGGGCCCGACUCCCUCUCAGUGCGCCAGCGCCUACCGCAACACCAACAUCAACGUGACUGUGGGAACAAAGGGAGUGCUGAAGGGCAUCCAGAUGUGGAGAGUUCCUGAGACAGGAACAUACAGGAUUACAGCUUAUGGUGCGGCAGGUGGACGCAGCGUUCUGACCACGCUCCGAUCACAUGGGGUCUACAUCACAGGAGACUUCAGGCUGCUGAAAGACGAAGUGCUCUACAUCCUGGUGGGACAGCAGGGAGAAGAUGCCUGUCCUAAAGCUCUGGAGCCUCUGCGGCAGAUUUGUCGUGAUCAGAAAGGCCCUCCAGACAGCAAGAGCGUGCUCAGAGGGGGAGGAGGAGGAGGAGGGGGUGGAACCUACAUUUUUAAGGUGGAGAACGGAGUCUACAUUCCUCUGCUCAUCGCCGCUGGGGGUGGAGGCCGUGGCUACAGCGGUCACUCAGAGAGCCAGGAGGAGGAGGUGGACCAUGACCCCAGCAUCCCUGGCCUAAACGGCGUGUCAGGAGCUGCAGGGGGUGGUGGAGGCUGGAAUGACAGCAUCCCUGUCCUUCAGGGUGGGAGACCGCUGGUUCAUGGAGGUCAGGGAGGAGAACCAUGCCAAACUCUGGGUUGGAAGACUCGUGGGGGCUUUGGGGGAGGUGGAGGAGCAUGUACAAGUGGAGGAGGAGGAGGAGGCUACAGAGGUGGCAGCACUUCAGGAAACAAUGACCCUGAACAGGAUGGAGAGGAUGGUUCAUCCUUCAUCAGCCCAGACGGAGAGAUGUUCAUGGAUGCACUCAAAGCCAUGGAGGGCGAUGGUGAAGUGAUCAUUAACCCGGUGCAGAACUGCAGUCACUGUGAGUCAGGAGAGUGCCAUGAGACUUUGGAGGGAACAGAGUGUUACUGUGAGGAUCUAAUUCUGGCCUCUGAUGGAGUGUCCUGCAUCAACUCUUCAGAGAUAUCUCAGCUCCAGCAGCCCUCUCUCUCUCGCCUGGCUUUGGCGCUGUCCGUGGGCACGUCUGCGCUCAUUGCUGCUCUGCUGCUGGCCGUGUCAGGAGUCAUGAUCAUGUACAGGCGCAAGCACACUGAGCUUCAGUCCAUUCAGCUGGAGCUACAGAGUCCGGACUGCAAGCUGAGUAAGCUGCGAGCAUCCACAAUAAUGACCGACUACAACCCCAACUACUGCUUCGCUGGCAAGAUGGCAUCUGUGAACGACCUUAAGGAGGUUCCCCGCCGCAACAUCUCCCUGACCAGGGGUUUGGGGCAUGGUGCUUUUGGAGAGGUCUAUGAGGGUCUGGCUGUUGGAAUACCUGGAGAACCCAGUCCUAUGCAGGUAGCAGUCAAGACGCUUCCAGAGGUGUGUUCUGAGCAGGAUGAACUGGACUUUCUGAUGGAGGCUCUCAUAAUCAGUAAGUUCAGCCAUCAGAACAUCGUGCGGUGUAUAGGGGUGAGUCUGCAGGCCCUGCCACGCUUCAUUCUGUUGGAGCUGAUGGCUGGAGGAGACCUCAAGAGCUUCCUUAGGGAGACGAGACCCAGAAUGGAACAUCCUUCCAGCCUCACCAUGGUGGAUCUUCUCAACAUAGCCAGAGACAUAGCCCGCGGCUGCCAGUACCUAGAGGAGAACCAGUUCAUUCACAGGGAUAUUGCGGCCAGGAACUGCCUGCUCACCUGUAAAGGUCCAGGAAGAGUGGCCAAAAUCGGAGACUUUGGCAUGGCCAGAGACAUCUACAGAGCCAGCUACUAUAGGAAAGGUGGCCGUGCCAUGCUGCCAGUUAAAUGGAUGCCUCCGGAAGCCUUCAUGGAAGGAAUAUUCACCUCCAAAACUGAUACAUGGUCUUUUGGCGUGUUGCUAUGGGAGAUUUUCUCUCUGGGUUAUAUGCCCUACCCUAGCCGCAGUAAUCAGGAGGUUCUUGAGUUUGUCACUAAUGGAGGCAGGAUGGACCCUCCAAAGAACUGCCCUGGUCCAGUAUACCGGAUAAUGACGCAGAGCUGGCAACACCAACCUGAAGACAGGCCAAACUUCUCCACUAUCCUAGAGAGAAUUGACUAUUGUCUUCAGGAUCCGGAUGUUGUGAACGUCCCGCUGCCUGUGGAGUAUGGCCCUGUGCCUGAGGAGGAGGAGCGGGUGCCCAUGCGUCCGGAGGAUCCUGCCGCAGCCUCUCUGCUGGUUGCUCCUCAGGGGGCAGAGGAGGCAGCUCCUGCUCCCUCGUCUCGCUCUGAGGAGGCCAAGAGGGCUGCUGAGGCUCUGCUGAUGGGCAGCCACCUGGCUGAUGGCAAGCCUGGAGCUGGACCUGGAGCUCCAUCCCAGCUCCACUCACACCCGCAGGCCCCCUCAGGACCUGGGCAGCCGGCCUGCAGCAAGGCCUCCACCGCACCCCCCUCAGCCCAGGAGGGAGGCCACGUAAACUUGGGCUUUACCCAAGCCCACCCGGGCGAGAAGGAAAACCGCAACGGGAAGCCUACCAACCUGUGGAACCCUACCUAUGGCUCAUGGUUCCUCCAGCAGCAGCAGAAGCGGCAGCAAGCCCAGGCCCAAGCCCAGGCCCAAGCCCAGGCCCAAGCCCAGGCCCAGGCCCAGGCCCAGAGGCAGGCCCAUGGGGGCCAGCAGCGGCUCCCGGCUGAGGGUCAGGAGCACUCGGGCAGGACUGUGACUGUGGCCGAGGCUCUGGGCCUGCAGCACCAGCACAAGCAGCAACAGCAGCAGUACCAGCAGCAGAUCCAGCGCCAGCAGCAACAACAACAACAACAAGGCCUAUGCAGGCCUCUAUUACCCCCUCCUCCCCCACCAGCCCCCGCACCCUUGCUGCUGGAUUCGGCAGCCCUCCCUCCAGUCCCGCUCUACAGACUGCGCCGCUUCCCCUGUGGCAACAUCGGCUACGGCUACCAGGAGCAAGGCCUGCCUCUGGAGCCCCCCAUGUCUGUGUCGGGACCCCAGGCCACCGCCGCCGCCCCACCACCUCCUGCUCCUGCCCCUCAAAUCCCCGGCCAGCAAAGACCCAUCACAAUGGCCCGGACCAGCGGCCCUGAGGAUGGCCGCCCCCUGUUGGUCACCAUGGGAACAGUGCAGGACUCCAGACUCCCUAAGAUGGAAGGGCACAACGCCACAGUGCUUUAA